This is a messenger RNA of Sphaeroforma arctica JP610, 209 nucleotides long. RefSeq lists its product as hypothetical. Gene Ontology annotation, biological process: protein phosphorylation. Gene Ontology annotation, molecular function: protein kinase activity; ATP binding. The transcript has a single exon. NCBI's taxonomy places the organism in Eukaryota, Ichthyosporea, Ichthyophonida. The annotation marks the transcript as partial. The record is from RefSeq and is a predicted model, not a curated record.
GACAACAAUAACUUCUAUUUCGUGACCGAGUAUGUGCCUGGAGGUGAGUUGGAUUACCUCAUGCACGACCAGGGUCUGUUCGCAGAGCCUAUUGUGCGUUUCUACGUAGCGGAGAUACUGCUCGCACUUCAGCACAUGCACCAAUUGGGGUAUGCCUACAGGGAUCUAAGGCCAGAGAAUGUGCUGCUAGGUGGCGAUGGACAUAUCAG